Molecule: messenger RNA, 813 nt
Organism: Dichotomopilus funicola
Lineage: Eukaryota; Fungi; Ascomycota; Sordariomycetes; Sordariales; Chaetomiaceae
Product: endoplasmic reticulum-based factor for assembly of V-ATPase-domain-containing protein
Exons: 2
Coding region: 1-813 (270 amino acids)
Biological process (GO): vacuolar proton-transporting V-type ATPase complex assembly
Cellular component (GO): endomembrane system
Source: RefSeq, a predicted model, not a curated record
AUGACGCCACGCGUUGUGGCGGGCCUGCAAUCACUCAGCGAGACGGAAACAAAAACAGCACAAGGAACAGAAGAGAUCUCAUCACCUCACAGCCGGGUCCAUGAUGAAUCUUCACUCACAAACCCGGCCGUUGGCAAUCCUAUCUCACACCCCCAAAUUGUGGAUUUGUGGAAGGCGUUGGGAGAUACCACCGGUGAAUACACGCUGGAAAUGCUCCUGAAAGGCGCCAAGGUUUACGUGGCUCCUCCAGCCCCCAAACCUGAACCUUCGAGCCAAUACAAGGCGCUCAUGGCCCGACUUCGCCGAGAGGAAGAGCAGCGCGAGUAUGAUCGCAUGGCGAAUCCGCUACCACCCAUGGAGACCUUCUCCCAGCGGUACCCCCACGGCGCAAACAUGGCCCAGGCCUUCGCAGCCGUCAAUCGGCCUACCCACGAGGCCGACAUGGGAGACGACGACGUCACGUACGCCGACGUACACCGGCAGCUGAUGCUAAUCCUCAACUUCGUCGCGAGUAUCCUCGGGGUCGCCGCGACGCUGUGGAUCGUGGCCAGAUGGUGGAGCACACCUGCGAGGUUGUUUUUGACCAUGGGUGGGAGCCUGUUGGUGGGUGUGGCCGAAGUGGCCGUCUAUUCGGGAUAUGUGUGGCACCUUGGGGAGGCCAAGAAACGGGACGAGUCGUUGCGGGAAGUAAAAGAGGUUCUUCAAACUUGGACUGUGGGUGCUGAUGGCAAAGGUGUUGAAGCUGUAAGGCUUCCUGAGAAAGCGGGAGACCAGGAUGCAGGUGUUGGAAGGCGUCAAAAGAGCAGAAAGUGA